This is a messenger RNA of Trichogramma pretiosum, 4195 nucleotides long. RefSeq names its product UPF0472 protein C16orf72 homolog. The coding region runs from base 92 to 829 and encodes 245 amino acids. The record is from RefSeq and is a predicted model, not a curated record. The transcript has 5 exons. NCBI's taxonomy places the organism in Eukaryota, Metazoa, Arthropoda, Insecta, Hymenoptera, Trichogrammatidae.
CGUAAUAUCUCGUGUGUAGUUUAUAAUACACACGCAUCGCAGCAGCAGUCGAGCUCGUCGUGCUUCUCGUCGUCGUGCCCGAAAACAAGCCAUGAACAACGAGGAACGCAGCGACGAGGAGGCGAUCGUCGACAUGUGGUACUCGCAGUGGGAAGAGCAGAGCGUGCAGAGCAUCGAGAGCGAGCCCGAUUACGAGACCCAGCUGCACAACGAGCGCGAGUUCUACACGGGCCAGCUCUGGACGACCUUUCAGACCUCGGCCACUGCCAUAUCACAGCUGUAUAAAGCAAAAACUUGUUUUACAGAUCGCACACAAGGAACCUCGUAUUGGACUCCCUUUCAAACUGCGGCUGGGACGGUCACGUCGUUGUACAAAGAGUCCACCAAUGCGAUGCGGCGUAUGAACGAAUUGGCACUCGAAGCCGGCAGACAAAAACGCAGCAAAGAAAUUAUGAACUGGGCGAGGAAAAAGCGACGAAUGAUUCGUCGUGAAGAUUUAUUGGCAUUUAUUGCGGGUAGGCCGCAGCCCACGGCGAGGCUUCCACACAGGAGUUCGCCAAGACCGCGCAUGAUGAGCGGAUCUCCACCGUCUCAAGGCGCAGCUCAGAGUAUGGUGAUAUCCUCCACGCCGCCGCCAUCGGUCGAUCCAGAAUCAGAGCUCCACACAUUCAGAGAAGCCAUAUCCGGCUCUCCCAUGUCGAGGCGCAGCGGAAGAUCAACCGAACUGUCGACCUUCAUCAACAGCGAGCUCGCGCGGCACUGUAAACGGCCGGCUAGCCACGACGUGGACAUGGGCUCGCCCACGCACAAACGCCACAAAUUCAUGUAACAAUGCGCCGUGCCUGCUCAGCUGCUGGGCGUGCGAGCCCCGUCACCACAAGGUAGCGUUGGCGUUGGAGGUGGCGGCGGCACCAAGCAGAGCAUGAGUAACAGUCAUCAUCAGCAGCAGUCUGUGUCGAACCACCACCAUCAUCAUCAUCACCACCACCACCACCACCAGCAGUUGCAGCAGUCGACGCUCUUCUACCUCUCUUUCCCGGUGAUCGAUCAAUUGGCUCGGUCGUUUGCAUCUUCUCUCUGAGAAACAAAAAACAAAUUAUCUUUUUCUAUUGUAUGACCGUUUAUACGUUCGAAUAAUCGCGCACAUACAUUAUUUAUAUUAUAUAUGUAAUAAUACGCGAGAGAUGGAAACUCGCGCGUAUACACUGUAUAACCCACACACGUACCCCCGAACACAUUCGAUGUCGUUCCUCUCGCGCGCGCGCGCGCUCUUGUGUGCGUGCGUGUGUCUUUUUUCCCCCCUCGAGGCGCGCUAUUCAUGUGUAACACAUCGAUAACCAAAGAACUUAUACAAUUUAUAUUCAUAAUUUACUCCAUUCACAUUGCCUCGAAUAUAUUUUGAUAAGAUUGAUGAUGGAGUAAUUUCCGAAAGCAAAUUGCAAAGUUAUAUCGACUCGAUCACGGUCAACGUAACAAAAAAAGUGCCGAUAAAAGUAAAUAAUUCGUUAUAACCGCGUUUGUGUCAAAAAAAAAAAAAAAUUAUAUUUUCGUAAACGAAUCGAGAGCUGUGAUGCGUCCACAUUACAAGAAUCAACCUUUCAAAAAUGGUGCAGAAAAAGCGUGUCGUCGCUUUUUAGCGUAUAUUAUAAAGAAAGAAAAAAGUUAUAGAGCAAUCGAAUGAACAAGGGUAGAAAAAAUAAUCAUUAUUCUCUACGAAAGAAAAAAAGGUUUAACAAACAAAAUUAACGUUCCUUCAUAUCGAGCUGUUGAUUUUACGUUACAGUUUAAAUUUUAUAGCUAGAAAAAGAAGAAGAAAAAAAAAGCGAUAAACAAUAGGUAAAAUACUGUCCUUGCUCAUUUUUGUUUCAUGUUACUAUAGUAAAUGAGUUUAUUUGUUUUGGGGGAAAUUCGCGAGUGAAAUUAUGAAUUAUCACGAUCGCUCAGAUUGUUGUGCGCGAUUUUCCUCUGGACGAACACACUCCGAUAGUAAAUUGUAAUAUAACGAAAUACAAUUGAUUGUAAUAUAUUAUAUUAUAAUAUAAAAUAUGCCGUUAUAUAUUAUAAAUUAUAAUGUAAUAUAUUCUUACAUGUCAGAUUAAAAAAUUAUUUUUGCAAUAUUCUAUUACCAAUCAUAAACGUGAUGACCUCCCAUAGGGAAAGAAGUUGUUAGAGGAAUAUGGUUCUAAUAAAUUUUUCAUGCCCUUGCGAGAAAAUUUGACAAACUUAAGAAACAGUCUAUUGUUAAGUUGAAUAAGCAUAAAUUUUAUAAUGUAAAGAUCCUGUUAGACUUUUACAUUAUUUAGAAUCAAAAUUAUCAAAUUUUUUCGUGACGGUCUAUGAAACUUUUUUUGAACGAAGGCCAUCUACUAAAAGAUUUCGGAAUAUUGUCUGUUAAGACAAUGAAAUGAUACUUUGACAUAAAUUCUUGAUCCACGAAAUAGUAUAAUCGAUUGUAAUAGAGAAUCAAAAAUGCUUUAAUAAUUACAAAUUUAGCUGUCCCAUUUUUUUCACGUUGUCUCACGUCAUAUGUGCAAUCUUAGUAGGAAUUGAAAAAACAGUUAGAGUGAAUGUUAUUGCGUUAGAAAAUUUCAAUCAAGGACAGUUUUCAUCUAACUAUUAGUGGUAAUAAUCUGCAUGUAUAAUUUUUGCAUUAUAAUACGAAAUGCAAGUGUUUAUAAUUAAUAUUUAACUUUUGCCGAAAACUUAAAAUUAAAGAGUCAUUGUAUCUCUUUUGAAGAAUUUAAUCUUGUAAUUAUGUACAUGAUAAAAAAUAGGUGUACGUAAGUUAUAUAUGAAUACUAUAAUUGUAUGUAGGUUAUAUAUAAAAUAUAUGUAAUAUGAAAUUAUUCUGUAAAUUUAUCGAAUGUAGGUAAUCUUGUAAAUCGAAGGAAAGGAGCCUAGGCGAACAAAAUUCCCUGGAACAUCAUUAUUAAUCUUUUGAAAACGAGAUAUGUUUCAAUGAUACACAACUGUAUUUAUAAAUAUAAAAAAAAAUCAAAAGAUUAACUUGACAUGAAAACAGUUGCAAACGUUUUUUUAUUCUGAUCGCUCGUGCAAAUUGUAAGGGUGACCGGGAAAAAUUGAUUGUUCAUAAAAAUUCAAAUGAGCUGUUACAUGUAGGUUUUAUUGAAUAAACUUUAGCAUUGUGAUGCUAAGUAAUUGGGAUGGAUUAGCCUUGAUGUUAUUGAAACGUUGUCAUUUACGUAGAACUUGUAGGCAAGCUAUCUUUUCAUUGAUAAAAUAUGUAUAAAAUAGGCUUACAUUUACGUUUACAAAUAUUAAAAACUAGUGAUAUGAACAUCUGAUUAAAUUUGUGCAUUUUUAGAUCUGAUGCCAGUGUUACUAAUGUGUAUAGUAAAAUUAAAUUUCGCAAGCUUCGGCGCAGUUUUUCCGAUUGUAAAGACUUUUUGUGACAUCUUAGUAGCAACUAAAGCUUCUGCAAUAAAUAUGUUAUAUCUUGAGAAAAUACUCAAUUUCUGAAAUGAUAGAGCAUUUGAUACAGAAAUUUUAUAACGAAUACAAAUGGUUUUUACAAUCAUUGAUCUAGACAGAAAUGGCGACGAUGUACACUCAUUCAUAUUUGUAGUACUACAAUAGUUGUUAAGAGUCAUUUGCUAGCUCCCGAAACGAGUAAUUUCUCUUUUUUGCAGAGAGAUGUACUGUUAUAAUUCAUUUUUUUUUAAACACUACUUUGCAAAUUCAUCGAGGAGUUCGAGGGUGAAUGGAAAAAAACAUUUUUUCUCACUUUCUCAUUAGCAAAUGAUCCGUAAAAUAGCAAUUUUUUCGCCUUAAUUGCGUUUAAAGGAGGUGUAACAUCGAGAAAAUUAAUUAAUUUUUAAAAAUUAGGGAAAAAACAAACUUAUUCUAGAGUUGAGAGAUUUAUUUACUUUUAACCAGACUGUGAAAAAAAAAAUUUUAUUUUUAUUAUUCUAUUUUAGGGAUUACGAAAAUUAUUUUCGAAUAAUUGUAUCCUUAAUGUAAGCGGUGAUUUUACGAAUGUGAUAUUUUUAAAUUGUGUUAUAUGCAACCCUCCUUUUCUCACAAUUAUAUCUCCACGCAACCGUAGUGUCAAAAAAAAGUUGAAGUCAAUAGAUAGAAUUUACAAUGAACUAUGUUAUUUUUAUUUUAAGCUGUUUUUCUUGCUAUAAGAUGAGUGAAUUAGGUGUAAAAAUAAUAAAAUAUUAACCAAACAAUA